This is a messenger RNA of Halteromyces radiatus, 2207 nucleotides long. Its product is annotated as glutamine-fructose-6-phosphate transaminase. The transcript has 10 exons. Gene Ontology annotation, molecular function: carbohydrate derivative binding; L-glutamine:D-fructose-6-phosphate transaminase (isomerizing) activity. Gene Ontology annotation, biological process: UDP-N-acetylglucosamine metabolic process; fructose 6-phosphate metabolic process; protein N-linked glycosylation. The record is from RefSeq and is a predicted model, not a curated record. Bases 43 to 2112 code for a protein of 689 amino acids. Lineage: Eukaryota; Fungi; Mucoromycota; Mucoromycetes; Mucorales; Cunninghamellaceae.
UUUUUCUUUUGUUUCUAUUCAAAUCUUCUCUUUUUCUUUAUCAUGUGUGGUAUCUUCGGUUAUUGUAACUUUCUCGUUGAACGCGAUCGUCGGUUUAUUUUGAAUACUCUAUUGAAUGGUCUUUCAAGAUUAGAAUAUCGUGGUUAUGAUUCUGCUGGAAUGUCGGUAGAUGGUGAUAAUGGUAUUCAGAUUUACAAAGAAGUUGGCAAGGUUUCUGCUCUUCGUGAACUUGUUGAAAGUCAAUCUAUUGAUUUUGAUAAAACCUUCAUUAGUCAUUCUGGCAUGGCACAUACCCGUUGGGCUACUCAUGGUAAACCUUCUCGUAUCAAUUCUCAUCCUCAUCGUUCUGGUAUCGAUAAUGAAUUUACAAUUAUUCAUAAUGGCAUCAUUACCAAUUACAAGGAAAUCAAGACCUUUUUACUCAAGAAAGAUAUCGUGUUUGAAACUGAAACUGAUACUGAAGUCGUGAUUAAACUCACAAAGUACUUGUAUGAUAGUCAAAAAGAUAUUAGUUUUACUGAUCUUGUCAAGGCAGUGGUGAAAGAAGUGGAAGGUGGAUUCUCUUUUAUCUUUAAAAGUUCUCGUUAUCCAGAUGAACUUGUGGCUACUCGUCGUGGAUCUCCUUUAUUGAUUGGUGUCAAGACUUCUCAAAAAUUAAAAGUGGAUUUUGUUGAUGUUGAAUUUAGUGAAGGAGCUGAAAGAGCUACUUUAAAUGAUCCAACUGGAACUGGGUUUGUUGAUGUUGCUUCUGGAACUACUGGUGCUCCUCAUUUGAAUCGUAGUAUGUCUCGUGCCUUUUUAAGCGAAGAUGGUUCUCCUCAACCUAUUGAAUAUUUCCUUGCUUCUGAUGCCUCUGCUAUUGUGGAACAUACCAAACGUGUAUUGUAUUUGGAAGAUGAUGAUAUUGCUCAUAUUGGUGCUGGUGAAUUACAUAUUCAUCGAUUACGUCGUGAAAAUGACAAUUCACCUAUUAGUCGUACUAUUGAAACAUUGGAAAUUGAAUUGGCAGAAAUCAUGAAAGGCUCAUUUGAUCAUUUUAUGCAAAAAGAAAUCUAUGAACAACCUGAAUCUGUAGUCAAUACUAUGCGUGGUCGUGUCAACUUUGAAGAUCACAAGAUUACUCUUGGUGGCCUCCGUGGUUAUUUAUCUACUAUUCGUCGUGCUCGUCGUAUUGUGUUUAUUGCUUGUGGUACUUCUUAUCAUAGUUGUCUUGCCACAAGGGCUGUUUUUGAAGAAUUGACGGAAAUCCCAACGCAAAUUGAAUUAGCUUCUGACUUUUUGGACCGACGAUCCCCUAUUUUCCGUGAUGAUGUAUGUGUGUUUGUAUCUCAAUCCGGUGAAACUGCUGAUACCAUUUUGGCCAUGCGUUACUGUUUGGAACGUGGUGCUUUGGCGGUGGGUAUUACGAAUACUGUUGGUUCCUCUAUUUCCCGUGAAACUCAUUGUGGUGUUCAUAUUAAUGCUGGGCCUGAAAUCGGUGUGGCUAGUACCAAGGCUUAUACUUCUCAAUAUAUUGCUCUUGUCAUGAUGGCUCUUCAACUUUCGGAAGAUAAAUUGUCCACCGAGAAUCGUCGUAAAGAGAUCAUUGAUGGAUUAUAUCUUUUACCUGGUCAUAUCAAGGAAGUGCUCGCAACUGCUGGUGAUUUACAACAACUUUCCAAAGAUACUCUAUCCAAGGAAAAGAGUCUUUUGAUCAUGGGUCGUGGAUAUCAAAAUGCUACUUGUUUGGAGGGUGCUCUGAAAAUCAAGGAAAUCUCUUAUAUGCACAGUGAAGGUAUUUUGGCUGGUGAACUUAAACAUGGUCCUUUGGCAUUGGUGGAUGAAAACAUGCCUGUGAUUUUGAUCAUGACUCAAGAUUCAUUAUAUCCUAAAGUACAAAGUGCUUUGCAACAAGUGUCAGCACGUAAAGGCCAACCCAUUAUCAUUUGCAAUACGGGUGAUGAUAAUUUGAUCAAUGAUUACAGAACCAUCAAGGUCCCCAAAACAGCUGAUUGUCUUCAAGGUUUGAUCAAUGUCGUUCCUUUACAACUUUUAUCUUAUUAUCUUGCAGUAUUGAAUGGUCAAGAUGUGGAUUUCCCAAGAAAUUUGGCCAAAAGUGUUACUGUGGAAUGAUUAAUAUCCACCCAACAUUCCCCUUUUAUCUAUAUCAAGAUGAUACUAGUAUUAGUUAUUAUUAUGUCUCAAUAAAUUUUUUUUUUUUUUUUUUU